CGCAAGAGGAGGGAGAAACGAUCUACAGUCUCUUUAGCUCCUACCUAUAUAAAGAAGAUACGAGAGAGGUCUCUCUUUCUCACAAAUCAUAACAACAAAAUUCCAUUUCUUGUCUCUGAAAAAGAGCAUAGCAGAAGACUCAAGAGACUUCUUCUUCUAGAUCAUUUUUAUCGUUGAUAAUGAUCUCUGUCGUAACCAUUGCUGAGCUACUAGUAGAGUACACGACGGCUCUUGCUAAACUCACCGCCGGGAUACUUCCGAGAGAUGGUAACGUCGUUCGGAUUGGUGGUUUCUCUUUGUAUUGUCCUCCUAGAUCGUCACCGGUUCCGGACUUCUCCUCUCAUCUUGUCGAUUUCUGAUCAGUGACUAUUGCCGAAUUUUUUUGUAUCGAGUUUUAUUUUCUUAUUUAUUUUGGCACCCUAUUAUUUUGUUUCUAUGGAACUGUAGAGUGACAGCUGAGGAUUAUUUUUUCUCUCUUUUGGAUAUUUGUAAACCUGUAUCGAAUUAUAUAAUAGAAAUUAUUAUUUUAUGAUGAUAUAUAAUCCAAUUCGUAUA
Camelina sativa (false flax) is the source of this 555-nucleotide messenger RNA. RefSeq lists its product as uncharacterized. The record is from RefSeq and is a predicted model, not a curated record. Lineage: Eukaryota; Viridiplantae; Streptophyta; Magnoliopsida; Brassicales; Brassicaceae.